Molecule: messenger RNA, 1169 nt
Organism: Larimichthys crocea (large yellow croaker)
Lineage: Eukaryota; Metazoa; Chordata; Actinopteri; Sciaenidae
Gene: mterf4
Product: mitochondrial transcription termination factor 4
Exons: 4
Coding region: 45-1073 (342 amino acids)
Biological process (GO): regulation of DNA-templated transcription
Molecular function (GO): double-stranded DNA binding
Source: RefSeq, a predicted model, not a curated record
UGGGUUGAAGUUAAAACACGGAGGUAUAUUCAUGACGGAGAAGCAUGGGUACCCGGGUUGCUGCACGUCAGCUUCUCAGGUGGACCGUGAGAAAAGCCUCCUCCUCCUCCUCUGCGUUCAGAUCCCUCUUCCAGCCUCGGUACAUCAGGUGCAGCUUGUUGUGUUCCUCCACCAGCCAGAGCCCUCUGCAGUCAGCCCAACGCAGCCAUGAACUCAGUCCUCCGCCUGGAGAGCCAGCCACAGAGCUGUCCCUCCACUCUUUGCUUGAUAUGGGAUUCACAGACACCCAGGCACAGCAGAUGUAUGACACCCUGUCCAAAGUCACGCAAAGAAGUGCAGCCAAACAUGCUCUGUCGACUCUCACAGCUCUGCUUGUCUUGGGCCUCAAUCCUUCCACUGUGUUGAAACUGCUGGAGAAAUGUCCUGAACUUUAUACUGUCAAGGAAUCGCAGCUUCAGCAGCGCAUAGGCAACCUGCGGAAACUAGGUUUGGGCGAAGGUAGUCUUCAGAGACUGGUGGCCUAUUACCCUCCGCUCCUGACUGUGCCUGUGAAGACGGUAAAACAUGUGGUGGUGUUCCUCAGAGAGAAGUGCCUGUUCACCAUCCAGCAGGUCACAGACAUCCUCAGAGAUAGUCCGGCUAUAGUAGUGGAAAACUUGGAUCAUCUGGAAUACAAAUUUCAGUACGUCUACUUCCGAAUGGGUGUCAAACAGGCGGAGAUGGUGAAGUCCAGGUUGUUUCGUUUCACUCUGGACGAGGUGCGUCAUCGACACUGUUUUCUAGAGCGCAGGGGCCUGUAUCAAACCCCGGACAAGAAAGGACAGACGACCAUCAUCAACCCCAAACUGGAUAGCGUCCUUAGCGUCGACCAGGACACCUUCCUCGCACAUGUUGCCAUGGCGUCAUCGGAGGAGUAUGAUGUAUUUAAGAGACUGAUGGCAAGAGAAUGGCAGGAAGAGGAGCUGCGGCGGGGCAGCAUUGAAGCUGAUGGUGACGAUGAUGUGGAGGAGGAGGAUGAAGAAGAUGAAGAGACUGGAGGAAAAAGUGGAUACAGGAAGAGGAGAAAGAAGUGACAUUGGAGAAGAGACUGAGAGCUCAUUAAAAGAAGAAUUUGCAUGAUGACACAAAAUGACGUCUGAUGAUCAAUAAAAUGUUUCCUUUUAACAUUG